This is a messenger RNA of Macrosiphum euphorbiae (potato aphid), 384 nucleotides long. The record is from the annotation of a GenBank genome assembly. NCBI's taxonomy places the organism in Eukaryota, Metazoa, Arthropoda, Insecta, Hemiptera, Aphididae.
AUGAUAUUUAACUAUUGUUUAAGUCGUGCAAGAAUAACUAUCGAGAAUACUUUUGGGUUAUUAGCAGCAAGAUUUAGGAUAUUUAGAAGGCCAAUUAUUGCCAGUGAAAAAACAGUUCAUGCUACCAUUCAAGCAACUGUAGUGUUACACAAUUAUGUAAUCAGUAAUGAGAAACUGAAAGGUACUGACAAUUACUGUCAAUCAGUUCAUGAUAAGCAGUUAACUACCAGGCAAGAAAGAAGAGAUAAUCAAUCAGGUGGUUUGUUGCCAGUUCUACAAAUGGGAUCUAAUAACCUCCCAAAGGAAGGAAAAGAUGUCAGAGAAAAAUUUACCAAUUACUUCUCUGGAGAAGGAGCUCUUGAUUUCCAAUAUGAUAUCAUAUAA